AUGGAAUCGUUUAGUAAAGAACUAGCCCUUGCAAUACGAUUGACAAAGAUUCUUUCAGUAAUUACUAUUCAGGGUAAAGAAGAAGUCACAUGCAACCCAACCAAAGAAUUCUUUGAUGAAAUAAAGGAGCAUCUCGGCUCAGAACUUUCCCCUCAACUCCGAAUCAAAGCUCUUUAUUUUCUGGUCCGAAUAACUCAAAAGCCUUACACUCAGUUGUUGGUGCAGGAGCAAGAAUAUGCUCUAUGGCUAGCUUUGGCGCUUUUAGAAAAGCACAGCAGCUAUCGGCCACUAAUUUUUAAAUCUCAAUUAUUAUGGUGCUUUUCUAUGAAAUUACUAUAAAAAUAAAAAAAAAAAAUAUAAAUUGAUAUUUAUAUAGAAAAAUAUAGCUUUAAAAGUGCUUGGAAAUCUUGGCUUGUAUCUCCAGCAUCAAGAAUUAGUGACUGAAGAAGAACAAAACUCCUGGCAGCGCUGUGAACCUUUAUUGACUGCAUUAUUUCAAUUUCUCCACAAAAAUCAGCCUUUUACAGUCUCCCCAUGCCCAACCUUUUUGGAAUCGUCAUUCCCCGCCUUCUUCAUGCCUGCGGCCCUUCCUGAUGAUUUUACCUCAGUUAAUUUAGAAAAUUCAGUCCCACAAAAUUUUUCUUUAUUUGAUGAAGCUUAUGCAGCACAAAAAGUUUUUCUAAAUUUUAUUACUGGCUUCUAUAAUAAUUUUAAUAUAAAUAAUUAUUUUAUAAAAAAAAUUAAAAAUAUUUUUAUUACUCAAGUGUUUAAGCACUACAACUCACCAAUUCAUAUGAUUUAUAUAUUACUAGAUCUAAUAGCAACCAGCUGCAAAGUGACUGAUUAUGAAGCUUUUACCUCAGCUUUAGAAAGCUUCAAGGCUUGAAAUGAUAUGCGAAACGACGUCGGGAUGAGCUCACAGCUAAUAGUCCUCUUCGGAAGAAUCGAGCUAGGCGAAAAUGUCCCUCAAAGUUUAAAUGAACAAAUUUUAUUACAGCUUUGCAAACUUCUUAUAUACAACGAGCAGCAUUUUUCACAAUAUUACAUUGAUUUGCUUAAUGAAAGCACAUUGAUUGACCUAUGCACUGCAAUUAUUGAGAGGCUGCAGCCUAUUUCUGCUGACAGUUCUUUGCAUCUUCCUCCUUUAAAAAUUUCUGGAUAUGGAAAAGAGCACUAUGAAGAAGCUGACACGUCUCCUGAGGAGUUUUGUACUUACCACAGAACAGGGACAAAUUACGAAAUGCAGCAUUGGUAUUACUGCUAUACCUGCAAAUUGGUAGCUAAUAAAGGUACUUGUAAUGUGUGCGCUAAAAAAUGCCAUGCCGGGCAUCAAGUUGUGUAUUCGAGAAAGGGGAAUUUUUUUUGUGACUGUGGAGAUAAUCAAGGAUCGCCAGCUUGUAAAUGUAUGCCGAAAGGGGCAAAGAGAAAAUCUCACGCGUCCAAGAUGUUUGAAAGAGAGCAAGAUGAAAUUGAAAUUAGAUAUACCAUUAAUAGUAAAUAGUUUCUUAAAAUAAAUCAGAAAAAUCUUGAAAAAAAUAAUAAUUUAUUAAUAUUAAAUGCUUUUUCUUAUAAAAAAAAUAUAUGAGGAUUUGCAUUCCAGCGAGCUGCGUGACCUUCUUGGAAGAGAAGUUCCUUACUUUGGCAACCCUAGUGACCAAGGACGACUUCGCAUCCACGAGCUUCAAAUUCCUUCUCUCUACUCCUCGCCUCAGCGUUCUUUGGGCUCUGCCUUUGUCCAAAUGGAAGAGCUGCCUCAAUACCAGGAAUUCAGUGGUAUCAAUAUUUCUUCUCCUCCUUAUGAAAUCCACAGCGAAGACAUCCACAGUGAAUCUGACGAGGAAGAAAAAAAAGGCUUCGAAGAAGACUCACUCCCCCCUUUAAAUUGAAACAAAAUAAGGGUAAAAUUUCCAUUUUUUUGGACUUUAAACACUCUUGACCUAAUUUAAAAAAUGCAAGUAAAAAUCUUAUUUAAACAGUUUUUAAAAUUAAUUUUUAAAAUUCAAAUAUAUUGCGUUCAAUUUAUUUUUUAAUUUUUAAAAAAAUUUAAUGUAAUUAUUUUUUUAGGAAAAUUUUUGUUUUGAUUUAAUGGGGGAGUCAGGAAUGGAAAUUGAAAUAGAAGAUAGUGAACUGAAUGAAUCAGAAGAGGAAGAAGAAGAGGAAGAAGAGCCAGAAGAAGACUCCAAAUCUCAAAUCUCCUCAGACGCUUCUGAAGAAGAAAAACCAAGCUCCCCUAAAAAGCAAAGCCCAAUGAAAAAACAGCUUCCUUUGGAGACCUUAGAAGUAUGUGAAGCAGCAAUGGGACUAGUUAAAAGAACACUGGCAAGACUAACAGACACGCAUGCAGAGACUAUUAAAGGGCUAUUUUACCCUAAAAUAAUUGAGUAUUCUAAGCAGCUGUCUAAAGUCCUUUGUACGUUCAAAGGAAUAGCUUCACCUUUAAAAGUUCCGUAUACAGACCAUAGAGAACUAAAAGAAUUAACCUCAAAAUACCCAGGGAUCAGAAAUAGUUUACUCCCCCCUUUAAAUUGGAGCAAAAAUUCUCCAUUAAUUUAAAGGGGGUUAUUUUUUUUUUAAAAUGAAAUUUAUAUUAAAAUAUUUCUAUAAAAUUAUUUUGAAAAUUUUUAAAAUCUUAAAAAAUAUAAAUGAGCAUUUAUAAAGGAAUAAUUAAAAAUAAAUUAAUUAAUUCAGUGUGAAAAAAAUAUUUAUAUUAUAUUCUUAUGGACUUUUUCCAAUAAAUUAUGUGAAAACGAAUUUUAUUCAAACUAAUAUUAUAAAAAUUAGAAUUCUCAUUUAUUUAAUUUUUUUUUAAAAAAUUUUAAAUAGAAAAUUAAUCGAUUCAAUUUGAAAAAUGUUUAAAUAGCAUUCUAAUUUCAUUUUGUCUAUCAAAUUAAGUUAAACUAAUUUAUAAAUUAGUAUUUUUAUCUUUAAUUUUUUUUUUCAAAAAGUUUUUAAUUAUUUCUAUAAAGAAUUAAAUGAAAAAUGAAUUGAUUCAGUGUAAAAAUUGUUUAAAUAGCAUUUAACUUGCAUUUAAUCUACUAAAUUGGGUCAAAAAUAAUUUUUAAAACUAGUAUUUUCAUCAAACAAAAUUUUCACAUUAAAAAAAUUUUGAUCCAAUUUAAAGGGGGUGAUUUAGCAAUUUGUCAUGAUAUAGGCGUUGUCCUAUCCGCUGAAGGAAACAGACUGUUAUCUUUAGACUCUUCGCUAUUUAGCACACAAAUAAAAUGUUUACUUGCCUAACCCUUCUGUCUCUCAUACCCUUAGGGUUAUGGGUCUAAGAGGGCUCAGGGUCUGGUAUUUUGUGUCUGGAUUGUGCUUUUUCUCCCUAGUUGAGACACCACAACAGUGUGUUUUACACCGACCCAUAGACAAGUAGGCCAGAGUCCAUAAGACAACUCGAUACUUCGGGUGCGGGGACAAUGGGACCAGGAGGAGGAUUCGGGGUCGUCUCUUACCUCCCAUCCCCGGAUAUAUGAUUCCGACAUCAAGAAGUUGUCCAAGGAAAUACCCGGGUGCGUCUUUCCGAGAUGGCGACCUUACCAUUUUUAGCGAUAUCGACAGAAAAGUGGAGGCCAAUGCUUAGGACGAGAAGUCUGAAUUCAGCAAGACAGAAAGGAGCUGAAAUAAAACCCCGAAGACCCAUUCUAACUUAAUCUAAUCACUAUUUAACUGUACUGGAAAUGAAGUAGAAAGGUCUAAUAUUACAGUUCUUGCCAAAAAUGUAUUUCCUUUCCACAUCAUGUCAAUCACAGUCAACCCAAAUAACAGCCGACUAGUCGCAAUUUGUGGAGUAAACCAAUGCGCAUUUAUCCAGCUUACUAAUAAACAGCAUAAAGGGCAUAUUGAGAAGAAAAUUUCUUUCAGCUUAAUCAGUGGUGAGUCUAAGCUGAUUAUAGUAAAAUCAAGAUGACUGCCAGGCUCACAGACAGAAUUAGCGAUCUGUACAACAGAAGAUAUCAGGAUUUUUGACUUUUCAAGAGACAUUAUUUGUCCAGUGAAAUGUUUUAGAUCUCUGGCUAUUGAUUUAACAGAUUUGGUUAUAUAUAAAAACAUUCUCAUUGCAAGCAGUUCUUCAGGGAUUUUAUAUAGACAGGAAAUAAUAGACACUAAUGAGCCUUUGUAUAUGAGUGAGUCUAUACAGCUGCCGAGCUAUCUUAAUAAUCAGAAAAUUAUUUCAGUCAAUUGGUCUGAAGCUCAAGAAGUUUUAUAGGGAAAAAUUAUUUUUAUAGGAAAAAUUACUGUAAUUUAUCUAAUUUUUAUGAGGACCUUUUAAUAGUGUCACUAUUAGGUGGAAGAUGCAUGUUUGGGAAAUUAAAUAGAGAGGCCACAGCUUUUACUAAUGAUUUAUAUUUAGAUUUCCAAAAUGAGCAGAGUUCGGCAUUUUUGUCAUGGACUUCUGCAGCACUUAACCAAAUUUUGUCUGUGCCUACAGUAGAUUCUCUAGUAUGUGUAGGGCUGAAUAGAAAAAGCAGCUCGAUACCAGUUUUGGUGAAAAUUACUGAUGAAAAAUGCACGCUAAACCCACUGAAAAAAUCUACAGGGUAUGUAGAAGGGAUUUGUAUUUAUUCUCAUAAUGGGAAACAUAUAUAGAGCAAGCACGCUAUUGGAUCGCUGUGCUCCUGACGUCUUUGAAAGAGUCGGGGGAUUGAUUUUGCCAACAAAUACUGAUAAAACCAACUCCAAAAUGGAAGAUCUAUCAUAUUGGGUAGAUUUGUUUAUUAUUGGAUUGGUUUUACCAUCAUUUGUUGGCAAAACCAAUCCCCGAUUCUCUCAGUAGACGUUAGAAAUACAGCAAACCAAUAGAAUGCUCGCGCUAUACUGCUUAGUCAGUAUGAUGAUGGCUCUUUGUUGACGAAUUCUAUAUUAUUAGAUGAAGAAACCCAGGACUCCCAUGUAGAUUUAUACCUAUUUAUCAUGAUUUAAAACAGUUUUUAAUAUGCCCCUUACUACCAAGAGCUUUCAUUCAUUAUAAAUCGGCAUAGAAUCUCUCAAUAAGUACCUUACUUUAGAUCAUUUGCCUCAAACCAUCACAAUGCCUAUCACAUUUUUCGAAAAAGCUAUACCACUGAACACCAUGCGUAUGUUUGGUGCCCAAGGAAUCAAUAGAAAUGAUGUCAUUAUAUCAGGAGACCCCGCAAUUGCCUUUGGAAACAGUAAAAUUGCCCUAGAAAAACUGUCAUUUGACAGAAAUGCUGAUACUGCAGGACUUAUAUCAACAGCUCUGCCUGAUCCUAGCACUAUCACAAUAACAAUUUCUUUAGAAGGGACGUCUGCUAGUACCUUGGUUUUGUGUGGAUUUAAGCUAUUUGUAGAAACUGGGCCAUGCUCACAUAUAGAAAUAAUGAAUAGAAAAAUCCAAUUACAGUAUCAGAAAAGAUGGUAUGACUUGCCUUUGUGUGAUAUAGAAAUCGUGAAAGGGUAUCUGAAUAAACAAAUUACAGUCAAAAUUGUGACGCAAAAUGCAGGGAGACACCCCAUAAGGCUUUUUCAUUUUGAAAUUUUCGGAUUCAGCCAAGCGACCUUUGCGUUGGAUUCAAAAUUGGUAGAGCUUAGCAAGGCAGCUCUUGGGCUUGCAAAUUCAGAAGACCAGAUAUACUUUUUUCUUAUAAAUAAUAAUAAUUUAUUUUUUAUCACGCCAAAGGCGUCUUUGAUUUCUCUUAAACCAUUUAAACCAGCUAUUCUUUAUUCAUAUAAAAUGAAUAUACUCUCCUAUAAACACUUAAAUUGGAAGAAAAAAUUUUCCACCCUCGACUCCCUCCCAGGCCAACAAAAAGAGCUGAUAGUCUAUCUAAAUGCAUUAGCCUCCACAAUCCCUACAAACUGCUCAGUAGACUCGAUAAUCUCAUUGAUAAUAAAUUUAUCAUAAAUAAAAUGGCAUUCGGUUCGAGAGAAAUUAGCUUUGCUAAUUUUCUCUUCCUCAUGGAAUUUUAUUUAUAGGGUUAGGUUUUCACUCGAGAACUUCUGGACAGCAAUAGCGGUUUAACUCUGGGGAUAACCAGAGGAACUGCUCCUCAGUCCUCUCAAGAUUUCGGGCUUUUACCUCUCAGCACAUCCCCACAGGAGGAUGACCCUUAGGCGGAACACACACAGGAGCUGAGUCGAGAGACAAGGGCGACGGCAUCGCGCCGGGUGAGACGUGCAGCAAGGCUGGUGAAGCAGGAGUUGAUAGAAGGCUUGGCCAGGGCUGACCUGUUCCAAGAUGGCUCGCCUACGUCACUAGUUUUGCCAUAGGUCCUUUUUGGGCUGCGGCACUAGACACCUUAAACACCAGAUAAUUAAGUUAAGUUAAGUUAAGUUAAGAUAAUAAAUUUAUCAAUCCAGAAUUUUUCGUCGCCAAACAGCCUCUAUUCAAUAGCUAUCAAAGACUGCUUGAAAAAUCUAUUGUCCUCUAUGGGUCUUGAAGAAAAUUACACAGCUCUAAAAGGGCUCGUGCUUUGCUACUCUAUGUCAGCUAUUGAAAAACCGUCAGAAAAACUGGCUAAAGCUGUAGUAAAAUCUCUAAGCCACCUCAUAAGAGACCAGCUGCCUUUAUUUUUCUUUUUGCUGAACUCCAACCCUAAAAUCUGUUCUUUACUUGACGAAACUUUAAAUUCCACCACAAAACUGCAAAUUUUAGACGAUUUUUUAAAAGUUUUGCUAUACGCAGCACAGUUUUUUACAAAUAAAGCUAUAAAAGAUAUCAAUGAACAAGACAAAAUUGCGGCGAUUUACCAUAUGAACCCGAUUUUGACUGAAGAGCCGAUAUCAAUUAUUAUUAAUUUACUUAAAUCGGCAAAUAGUGGAUAUAAAGAAGAAAUUAUUACAAAAAUAAACCAGCAUGCUAAAAAACAUGCAAAAAUGUGGCUGAAACAAGUUAAUGAAAAAUCACCGUAUUUGGUAACAAAUGCAAUGCCACUGAUAUAUGAUGAAUCGUUGAUGGACAUUUCUACACAAAUUCAGGCCAUUUUGAGCAUAAGUGAAAAAAUUGAGACGAAUAUUUAUUGUGCAGAUGUUUGCCAUUUAUUAAUAUACUGCUUUGUUUAUUUUUUUUUAUGAGAAUUGUGCACAAUCCUCUUUUGUAGGUAUCGUCUGGCUUUUUAGACCUGCCAAAAUGAUAUUGAGAUUUUGAGUCUAUAAAUAAAAUUGACAAACCAUAAUAUAUGAAUUUUUAUGAAUUUCUCAUUUGUGUGCAGACUGAAAAGGGCCGCUAUAUCAAGUUGAUGGGCUAAUGUGCAUGCUUGAUAAACUGGUAAAGCUGAUCGAGAAACUGUGGAUAAAAGAAGAGUUCGAAGACUCAAGGUACUAUACUUUGAUCUCAAACUCCAUUAAAAGAGAGCUAAACAUGGUAUCUCCAGCUCAUGAAAACGAAGGCAGAGUUUACUUUUUGUUUUUUACGAAUAUUUUGACAUCUUAUUUCAGACCCAAAGAUGAUAUAUGAUUCUACACUGAAUUAAAACCAAUUAAAAAAUUAUUUUUUUAUUUUAACGAAAAUAGCAUAAAUACUCAAAAGCCCACAAAAUCCACAGAUCAAUCGUCACUUCCCUUAUAAGGCAUUUUAAUGACGAAACUUUCAGCAAGCUCUUCCACCAGCUUCAAGUCAGCUAUACCCGCUUUUCGACCGGAAAAGGAAGCAUAAAGGCAGUCUAUAAAAAUGAUGUGCUUGAAGAAGUAGUCGAAGAAAGAAAUCACCUUGAAUUAAUCAAGCCAGAAAAUCCUAUGCUAAUGAAUGAAUGGGAAGGCGCCUUUGGAAGCGAAAUUUUCGCUACAGAACUUGACCAAUUUUUAAUCAGCAAUUUAAUUGAUUUGUGCUAUAAUUUAGUCACUGGCUCUAAUUCUGAGGUAAUUGAGAAGCAAAAAGAUAUUUUAGAACUAAUUGAUGGAGGCAUGCAGAUUGAGAUGACAAGUCAGAAGCCUUGCCAGCUGUCGAAUGAUUGGGUGAAUUUGCUGAUAAAAAUUCUGCUAGAGCCUUCUCUACAGUUCUUGCAGCCUUCUGCAGAUAAAUUGCUGCAGUCUGCAUUUUUGGAUAGAAAAGAAUAUUUGUUGGCUUACCAUAUGCAAAAAAUUGAUGCAAAUUUGGCGAGUAUUACUAAAGUGAUGACCAAGACUUCUGAUUUCCGGGCUGCUUCUUAUCAUGAUACUUUAGGCUUGCUGAAACAGCUAACCCAAAUAAAAAGCACAAUUUUGAACAGCCAAGAAAUUUUGCCUGAAAUUUUUAUCCUAUUUAAAUUUUCCAAAAUUUUAAAAAAAAUCCCAAAAAAUCUUAUUUUCAUAAAAAAAUUAAAAUUUCUUUUAAUUUCUUAUAAACAAUGUCUGCAAAUAAGAAUAAAAAAUUUAUCACAGAAUCCAACACACUAAGAAUGCUAAUUACAAUGUCACUAACUCUUUUACCCCCAGUAAAUCAAGAAUGUUUAAGCAUUCUCAACUCAAUCAUCAAGACAGAAAAUCUCCAAGAAGCCAAAAUUUUCGUAGAACAAAACUCUUACAUUUGGGAAGAGCUGCUAGAUACCCACUUGCCUAUAAUGAUUGACAAACUUUCGUUAUACGGUGACACACAGUUUGCUAAUUAUAUAGCAGACUUGCUGCUAGGACUAUCUAGGAUUGCUAAUUCUUCUCAAAUAAAAAAACUGGCCGUGCUUAUGCUUGACAAUUUCCAAACUAUGAUAAACCUUGGGGUUAAUUCGAAAUAUUUUUUAGCAAAUAAUCUAGCUAUAUUAAAUAUCAAAAAUGCCUUAAUUUCUAUUUUCCUAAUUUUUACUUAAUAAAUAUCAAAAAUACUAAAAUUUCCUUUAUUUUCCUUUAAAAAGCAUAUUAUUGAAAUGAUGAAUUCAAUUUCCUUCAAUAAAAACAUCUACCAAGCCUUCUGCAAUGGCAUUGUAACGACCAUAAAUAAAUCCUCAAAUAAAUUAUCAGAAAAUAUUGACGCUGAGGUAUAUGACAUUUUAAUGACAAUUUUCAGUACUACCGGCUUCCAUUGGUUUAUCCUGGACCCAGAGCCUUGUUUAAAAUGUUUUGGUGCUGAAGAAUACAAACUUGGGCUUAUGAAGCUUGUUGACCUACAAAGCGAAAUCAGAUUUUCUGAUUCUUGCUUUUUCACGAGAUUUAAAGAUCCUGUCAAGGUCAGCAAAGUUGAAAUAAAACUGACUGAGCUCAGAGGCCACAAAGCAAUUACAGGAUGUACAUUAUAUUUUUGCAAUAAAGAUUCACAAGAUUUAACCGAACUUAAAAACAACUGGAGCGUUUGGCAUAAAAUUAAGACGGUGAAUAUAAAGCCUGCAUCGACAAGUAUGAUAGAAAUUGAUUUGCCUACAGAAAUUACUAUGCUGAACCUAUUGAUAGAGCUCCACACAGUAAAUGUUAUAUACCAUAAUAAUAAAAAAAUAAAUAAAUUGGGAAUUUUUAGGUAGGAUUUUAAUUAGGUGAUGGGAUAAGAGAUAAGAGUCUCACAAGAUGAAUCAGGACAAGGGAUAUAUACAGGAAGAUAUUUAAGCGGAAGAAGCAGAUAUAGCUUUUUGAGCAGCAAUAAAGCAGAAAUCAAAGGCGAUGUUGUAGGAGUUUCUGUAGGAAAUGAGAGAGAAGUCAUUCCUUGUCCUCGAUGCAAUAAAGUAGUAGAAGACAAAUAUGGGAUUUGCAGCUGUGGAGAAAACGCUUUCCAAUGCUUGCAAUGUCGGAAUAUUCCAUUUUCUGACAAAAAAUAAUUAGUAAUUGACCUUUUUUUUCUUUUUUCUUAUAAAAUAGUGAUGAGUCUUAGAUUACAUUUUUAUUAUUUUUAUAAUCCCUAUAUCAAUUAAUAGGAUGGUUGUAAUAAAUAUGUCCUUGCUGAAGAUGAACCACUUUGGGUGCUAAAGUCGCUUUAUAGCCUAAGACAAUGUUCAGGCCCUUUAAUCCUAACCCUUAGCAUGCCUUGAGCUUCCUUAUGGGGUGGGUAAUCCUUGGGAGUCAGCUGGGGCUACUCCAGUCCAGGUAUUGAUUAUACGAUAGUUAUUUGGCUAUGAGUUUUAUCCCUGCGAUUCUAGAGGAUCAUGAUUCGUUUUUCCUAGGUGUAACUCCUCUCAAGAUGGCCGACAGGAGUCAUCAGGCUAGCUUUACCUCUAUAGCACCCGUAGACGUGAAGCAAAGAGGAAUCCUCCUAACCCAUCAAGACUCAGGGAUAUCGGUGCAAGCCCAAGUCUCAGGGGUAGACGCUGUUAAGACUGGGUUCAAAUAGCAACAUAACGUAGCUAAAGGAACACUAAAUGGAAAAUUUUUGCAAAAGCGCUGAAAUUGAAGGAUUUGGGUUUUGAUAUGGAGACUGCUAUGAAGAUGCUGGACGCAUGUGGAGGAGAUGUCGAUUUAGCGUUUUGCAUACUAAUAAAACUCUGGAACUUCUGUUGCAAAUGAAUUAGAUGGCGUGAAUGAAUACGGAUAUUAUGAUUAUCAAGAUGAAGGCUUAAGGCUUACACUAGCAUAUGCUGGAGCGUCUUACUGCAUGGAUGAAGAUGUUGAUGAUGAAGAUGAAGUUGGUGGAGAUCGCUAUGAAAGUCUUGAAUGUGGAUAUUUGGAAUUUGAAGAAACAGAAGAAAAAAUUGAAAAAACUGAAAAAUUAAACGAAAAACAAUGAAAACAAAUGAUAAUUGACGAAGAUAUAUGCUUUGUGAAGUAAUCACAUGGCCAGCUCGAGAGAAGAAUUUGCCGCGCAAAAGAGAGAACAAGGGAAUUUAAAUUAAAAAUGGCUGCAGCUGAUGACGCAAGAUGAAGAAGUGAAGAGCUUGUGACAAAUUAAAAAAUAACUGAGGAAUGUUGGAUAUUUGAAGGAAACCUAAAAAAAAAUUGAGGAAAUUCACGGAAAUUCAAUAAAUGAAGAAAAUGGGGAAUUCAGGAAAAUUAAUAAAUAUUGAAGAAAAUUGAAGAAAAAACGGGAGAAAUGCUGCUCAGGCAGCGAUAGAUAAUUUUAAUAAUAAGACUGGGUUCAUCCAUCUGAUUUCCUCCCUGCAAGCAGGUUCCAUGGCCACAAGCGUGCGGAGACAUCAAACCUGGAAAACUUUAAAACUCUUAAUUUAUAUCAAUUAUGAAAAUUUAGACGCAUUUCUAUGCACUGAGUGUGGAGAAAGCCGCUAUUGCAAAAUCGAAAUUCUCCUACAAUGCAGCAUUGACGCAAUCUACGAAAGCAUCACCUCUAACAAAGAACUGUCUGACGCCGAAGCCAAAAUUGACACUUAUCUAGAAACUAUCCAAUCUUAUUACGAGCAUUUGCCAAAAAGCAGAGAAACCUUAUGCAGCUUGGCUAAUAAGCUGAAAGGGUACUCUUCAAAAAAAGAAUUCAAAGACCAAGCCCAAAAUAAAGAAUUUUCGCCUAUUAUUUAUAAUUUAGGAGUAAUUUUGAAAGAAUUCCAAGACUCUUAUUAUGAUGUGAUGAUCUGCGUAAAGUCUGUUGUGCUAUUGAGACAUGCGAUUAUGAACUAUAAAAGAUCAGAAACAACUGUAGGAAGCUUAGCGAUGGAAAAUUCAUUGACAAACUGCUUUGGGUGUAAUUAUCACUAUUUAAAGCAACUGCUGAAAAGCUUGAAAAUGCUUAUUCCCCAUUAUUAUUAAAAUUUGCCAGGGAUUUUCAUAUUUUUUUAUAUAAUAAAUUUAAAUAUAUAAUUUUUUAGUCAGCCAACUUGAUCGAAAUAUAGCGGCUUGUUCAAUGAGAGUUAGAAAUAAGCAAUUAAAAGAAAUGCUGAUAAAUGAAUACAAUAUUAUAGACAUUUUAGUACAAAAUACUAUAAGAAGCUACAGUCAGCCUAUAAGGAAAAAAGGCAGAAAAGUCUUAAUAGAGCUUGCCUACGAAAGUGAAGCAGGCUGCAGGCAGCUUUUCAAGAUGAUAAGGUCUCAUAUCACCUCCAUGCUAGGCUGGAAGCCUUUCUUAGUCACCAGUGUCCGCGAGGAAGUCCAGCUUCUCCUAGAAUUUACCUCAAAAUUCCUCCAGCCCUCGCCCACCGAAUCCUCCACUAUUUCUGAACUAACCCUUAAAGAAUUCUGGCAUAUUUUCUUUAUAAUGCUAGAAAAAAGUUGGGAAGAUUCCAGGGUUGGCGAACUCAUUUCCAGCUUCCUUGACUCUAUUUUAGACAUGAUUUUCAAGACCCUUAUCCUAAUUCCUGAUAUUGACAAUAUCCCGACUGAUCCUGGACUUGCUGAACUUUUUAUUAGCAACCCAGCCUUUAUAAAAACCAGGGAAAGCCUUACCAAUACUAAUGAAAUUUUUAUGAAGUCGAUUUUAAAUGGCUCCUGCUAUGGACUUUAUGAUAAAUGGCAAAAUAGCCAACAAGGAACGCCAAAUAGUCAGAAAUUUUUACUGAAAAAUAAUUGGCUGGUGGACUGCUUGCUGUAUGCAGGGUCAGCGAGGGUUCAGGACUUAAGUAGAAUGAUAUUGUUGUGCUUGGCGUCGUCUGGGAUAUGGGAAGAAGUGCUUAAAAUUAUAUUGGAGGUACUGCCACAAGCCCUAGAAGUGUCACAUCAAGGGUCUGAUUAUUAUUUUACGCUUCUCUAUUCAUUGAACUUUUUGAAAAAUUGUGAGGAGAAUUUGGUACUGGGUGGCUGGCAAAUUUAUACAGCCUAUGGAAGGUGGAUCCAUUCUUUUGGAAGGUCUCUGGUAGGUUUUUGCCUAGCAGGAAACCGGAAAGGCUUUUUUCCUUGGCCCACAGGUGAUAAAAUCGGAGGCGCAAAGUCGGCUUAAACUUCUGGGAAGAAAUUUUUGCCCGAUAAGUCCUGGUAAUACAGAAAGAUGUUUCCCUCAUGCCCUGAGCACUAUAAGGGCUAAGAGAGUCCUCUGCUGCAGAGUUGGGCCUGGUGAGUCUCCGAGAGACUACUGAUGUCACCAUUUUUUGGUGACAUCGACAUGAAAAGGGCGUGGUGUUACGCCAGCGCCUAAGGCUGCUUCAGCUUGAAGCCAGUGAUGGACGGAGAGGGCUAAAAUAAAUCCUAAAAUUUAAUCUAAUCUAUUCAUUACUGAUUGAAAAAAACUGCACAACUAGCAAGGUAUUAGAGCAGCUAUUAAAAGCGACUGAACUUUGCGUCCAACAAGUCCUCGCAGAACAAGAAAAAGCCCAAGCUAAAGGUGCCUAUAUAGUCAACAUCUCCCUUGGCCAUGGACUUGUAUGUCUCCUUGGCAUGAUUUCUAAUCUGUCUUCUUUUCUAUGGGGCAAAGAAAUCAUCAGAAAUUCCAAAAAUCUCGCAAAUUAUAUCAUGAAUUCGUUCCUUAAUGUCAGAAAAAUCCAUUUCGUGAAAAAUAAAGUAAUAUCAGAAAGCCAAGGAUAUUUAGAAAAAUUAUUUGAUUUAUUACACCUGGAUUGCUCUGAAGAACAGAGGCAUAAUUUCUUGCUAGAAUGCAUUGAGGCACUUUUACAAAGACAAGAUGAUCCUUUAGCACAAAGCUUCCUUAUUCAGCAGAUUACAAGGAUUAUUGCUCCGGCGAAGCCGGAGCCAGUUUAUUGCUUGAAAUUGGAAAAAGCGCCGACACAAGAAGAAUUUAUUCGAGGAAAUAUGGAGAAAAAUCCUUAUUCAAGCAAAGAAGUAGGGCCGCUGAUGUCAAAUGUAAGAGAGAGGAUAUGUAAAGAGUUAGAGUACAGUGAUCCAGAAAUUUUAGAAUUAUUGGUUGCAGAACAAAUUGUUGCUCCUUCACUGUCAGUUAAUGACGUGUAUGAGCAUGUUUUAUGGCCAACUCUAUGCUAUUUAACUAAAAAAAACCCUAAUAAAAUUAUUUUUUAAAAAAAUCAAAAUUCAACUUAAAAAAGCAUAAAAAAUCUCAACCCAAAAUACCAAGGAAAAAACCCUUCAGAAUUUUCCCCUGAAGAGCUUCCUCCAAUGAUCAUCACUUUUAGACUAGCUGGCUUAGACGGCGAAGCCACUGAAAACAUUAUAGAAUCAAUCCCAGGAACCGGCAACAUAGAAGAAGACCCAGAAAUAAAAUACGCAAUUACCUCAGUUCUUGGCCAAGACAUUAAAGGCUCUAGUAUGAUUGCAUAUUGUUUAGAAUUACUCAGAAGCUCCUGGGUCCAGCACGUUUCUGACUCAGUGCUUAACCUUCUCUAUUAUUCUUGCCAAAUCUCUAUAAACAGACACAAGCUCUGUGAAACUGGAGGAGUCCCAGUCCUUUUUGAUAUUUUACAUAGGAUCCCUGAGACUGAAUUUAUAAACAUCUUAAAAAUCAUCAGCUUGCUUAUAGAAGACCCUAACACCCAGCCAUAUAUAGCCAGAAGUGCAGAACCCAUCAAAAUUAUGCUGAAUUUACUUAUGAAAUACCCGAUGUCUGAAAAUUUGCAAAUGUUCACCAAGAUUACUCAUUUUCUGCCUUACCUUUGCCAUACAAAUUAUCAAGCUUGUAGAGUCCUUGUUAAUUUUUUCAAAACCCAAAUAAAUAUUUCGUCAUUUAACCAGUCCUUGCCAGCCACCCAAGAAAUUUUAUCAUGCUUAGUCUUAAUGCUGGACAACCUCCCAGCUGCCCAUUCCACUUUACGUGAUGAAUUUCUUUCCUCAGGACUAACCCAGCAGUCUGUAACUGAGUUUACCAAUCUUGAUCCUUACCAAAUCAGCCCACAGAAUGCAGUCUCCAUCUUAAAAGUCCUCAAAGGCUUAAUGAGAGCUCAUCCUCCUUCCCAAAGUUUACUAAAACCAGCCCUUAUCGAAAAAAUUUUCAGCAUGAAAAAUGCGUCCCACGACAUCGGCCCAGCUGCAGAAAUGCUAAUUGAGGCCAUUUUAGACAACAAAAAGUCUAGCAACCCAGCAGUCAGUGAUCUUUUAGAAAUAAUGAUUUUAAAUGAAGACGAGCAGCGCCGAGAAAAAGCCAACAAAAAACGAGAAGAGGUUCUGAAGCAGUUCCAAGUCCCUGAUUUAAACAAAUUUGGAGAUAUGCUAGAUGAAGAAGCUGGCCUAGCCUGUGUGAUUUGUAAAGAAGGGUAUACACUAAGGCCUGACGAUUUAUUAGGAUUUUAUGUAUUUGUAACACCUGUACAGAUACAUACAGGUAUUGAGCAUCCUGCUGGAGAAGGCGACGUUAUUCCUAUUAUGAGCUUGGUAACCCAUUUUAACCCAAUCCACUUAUCAUGCCACAGAGAAGCAGCCAGGGCUGAAAAAAAUAUGAAAAAGCCAAAAUCUGAGUGGGAGGGGGCGACUAUAAGAAAUCAGCAUACAAAAUGCAACAACUGGUACCCGAUUUGGGGGCCAAAAAUAACAAGACAGGACUACUCUAUGGGUGUUCAACGGAUGUUUUCUUCUUAUAAUCUGAUGGAAAGCAGGGUGCAUAACGAAAUCCACAACUUGAGGCUGCAGCUGCAAAGGUUUGGAUUAGAAGAAAGCUUUUCAAAAGAAUCCAAAGGAGGAGGCCCUGAGCAUAAUUUACAAGCAAUCCCGUAUAUGCUACAUAUGAUAUGGUAUUUGUUAGAAGAAGAGCCAAACCAGGUAUCUUUUAUAAAUGAUUCAAUUGACGCUUUUAUGGGCAGCUUGGACAACUUAAAGCAAGACCAGCUUAUUCCUAUUUAAAGAGACUUAUAUUUGGCUUAUUUUUUAAUUUGAUAAUAUAUUAAUCUUUAUAAGAAAAUAUACAUAUUUUAUGACACUUUGCCUUGUUAUGAUGAAGCCUUCGAAAUGGAACGAAAUAAGGCUAGCUUUGGUAGAAGCAGCAAUGAAAUCAGCGAAAAACAGCCCAAGAUUUGAAACAAAAUUGGCGUUUAUUACUGUUGGGAAUGAAGCUUCAACAGGAGAAAAAUGUGUUUUAGGGUCGCUGAGGGUGUUAUUGAUUGUAAUGAGGCUAAUUGAUUUGAUUUUUGGGAUGCUGUUUCAAGGCUUACAAGAAAAUCAGUGGAAAGAACAAACCCAUCAGCUAUUGCAAUCAGGUGAUCCUAUAAUCCAAGACAACAGCAUGGUGAUAUUUGAAGAAUACAAGAGAUUUUUAAACCUCACAAGUUUAGAAGAAGUCUUAAACGUGAUGAAUUUACGUCACAAGAUCCUCGAAAAAUACCAAUCAUUGGCUAAUUGGUUUAAUUAA
This is a messenger RNA of Blepharisma stoltei, 15973 nucleotides long. NCBI's taxonomy places the organism in Eukaryota, Ciliophora, Heterotrichea, Heterotrichida, Blepharismidae. The record is from the annotation of a GenBank genome assembly.